AUGACUGAAGCACUUAAAGUGACAAAUUCAAAUACAAAUAAUGAUUGGAAUACGGACGAAGAAUUCGAUGAUAUUUUCAAUAUUUUCGACGACAACAAAGAUACACUUGAAUAUACAGACGAAGAAUUAAAUAAAUAUUUCUAUUCUGGUCAUUUGUCUGCAAUAGUAUAUGAAGAAGAAACAAUAGAUGACGAUUCUUUAAAAGAUGAUGAUGAUGAUGAUGAUGUUGUUGUUGUUGUUGAAACAAUGCAACAAGAAGAAGAAGAAGAUGAUGAUGAUGAUGAUGAUAAUGGGAUUCUAUCACAAAAAUUCAAUCAAUUAUCGACGAAUGCAGAGGAUGACCAAAUAUCGCAUGUUACUCGUAAACGUCGACGAUCUAGUGUUGCAUCAUCAAGUCCACAAGAAGUUCAUUUGAAGAAGGCAAAAAUAAUUAUAGAUGAUGAUGUUGGUGAUAAUAUCAAUGAUCAGAAUAGUGAACAAAACCGAAUACCAAUGUAUUUAUUAAUGACAAAUAGACGAUUCCUUCAUAUGGCUCAAGCAAUCACAAAAUCAAAUAGUUCUAUUCAUAUCAAUGAUAUACAACAAUUAGCUGUAUUAAUGCAUCGAAUAGCAACGGUUCAAAUAGAUAGAUAUAUGAUGAAAGUCUAUUUACAUUCAGUACAAGGAACAUUAAAAGAAUCAAACUAUAUUCCCAUUGAAAUUGAUCGACGUGUAUGGCCUAUACAAGUUCAAUCAUUAAUGUUAACACAUCACAAGUCAACAGCAUCUAUGGAAAUUCAUACAAAAGAAGAAGACGAACAAAUGGUAUGUGAACAACUUUUACAUCAACAUUUACAAGAUAUGAAAGAAAAAAUUCAAGAUUAUGAACAACAAUUAAAUGUAAAGAAACAAACUUUAAACGAUUUUACAUCCAAUGUAGAAGAAAUAAUUCAAAAUUAUGUACAAAUAUAUGGCAUUAAACCAUUGAAUUUGAAACGUGAUUUAAACGUUGCCUUACUCAACUAUCACUAUGAUUCAGAACUAUUACAACGUCAAUAUCUACAUGAACAACCCAAUGAAUAUCAAAUUCAAAUUGCAAAAAGCAUUUCAGAUGCAAAACGUGAACUAGAAAAGGCACGAGGAGAAUUAAUAGAAUUGAAAUAUCGUGUCUUUUAUGAUAAACCAUUGGCUUCAUUGGAUUCUAUUCAAGUAUCAAUUCCAAAAGUCGAUGAUAACAAUGAUCAACGAUCCAUGGACAAAUAUGAAAAAAUAAUUCAUCGAAAUAAACUUGAUGCAAUGGCUAUUAAAAUUGUAGGAGCAGAAACGAAAUUUUAUCAAUGUUCAAAAGCAUUCGAUGAUGAAUUAUCGACAAUGUGGAAAAAUCAUCGUCAACUUGUCAAAAAUAAAGGUAUGCCAACCAGAUUGUCUGACAUUAUUGAUCAACGUUUAAAGAUACUAUCGGAUCGGUGGCGAGAUAUCUCUAUUUAUCGAAUUCGAAGUUUUUCUCGUCCUACAUAUUACAAUGAUAUCGAUCCAAUAACUACAAAUGAAACUAAACCCAUGAUAGAACGUAUUGGAUUUUCAUCAUCACUCAUCAUUGAUACAUCACAUUCAUUCAUUAGAAAACAAUUAAAAAUAUUAAAUCGUGGACCUACGUAUGUGCCACCUUGUCAAUUAUCAAUAUCAUCUUUAAAUCAAUCGAUCGAUGAUAUUAUCAAGAAGCAAUAUGCAUCAUUAAAACAUCAAUUAAAUAAUGUAUUUUCAAAAUAUCAUGUUAAUAUAGCAUUAUCGAUGGAAAUUCAACAGAAAAUCAGUGAUCAAUUUACAAAUCUGUUUUCUACAUCCGUGCCUUCGAACCUUCAACAGCGUGGUCUUCGUGAAAAACAUCUCGUUCAAUCGAUUCGAUUUUUAUUAAAUAAACAAAAUUUAAUCUUACGUCGAACGGCUGACAACAAGAAUACAUUCUAUUUGGGCAAUCGUAAAGAAUUCGAAGCAAAAGCAAAUGAUUAUUUGAUGAAAUCAGAUGAUUAUACAAUUUUCGUACGUAACUAUAAAUCCAAUGUAAGUCUACAAGAACAUGUUGAAUUAAAACAAAUGAUAGAAUCAAUGAAUGAAUUAUUGGUACGAUUAAAAAAUCAUAAAUCAAUCACUGAUGAUCUCUAUCAUCGUUUAUUGAUUGAUGCAAGUAAAGUUAAAUUAUCUUAUCUAUACUUCUUACCAGAUGUUUCACAAGAUAAUGAAAUUUCAAUGGUGCCUAUGAUAACAUCAGAAUCUAGUGCAACAUGGAAAAUUGGUAAAUAUUUAAAUGAUUUAUUACGACCGUUUGUCAACAAAAUUCUACAACCAACAGUCUUUCGUGAUGAACCUGAUUUUAUACAAAAAUUACAUCAAUAUGUUUAUACGGGCAAACGUCUUCAAUCAACAACAUUAUUUUGUACGAUUCAAAUUUUGAAUUACUAUGCAUUGGAUCUACAUCAAGAAAUGAUUGAUACAGUGGGUUAUUUCUUACAAGAUAAUUUGGUAUCGAAUAAACUUGGCACAUUGACAAUUCAAACAAUUAAAAAUCUAUUACAUAUUUAUCUCUAUUAUAAUAUAUUCUAUUAUAAAAAUCAAAUUUAUAAAAUCGCCAAAGGAAGUCCAACGACAAUGGCAUUAUCAGAAAUAUUAUCAACUAUUUAUUUAUUUGUAUGGGAAAGUCGAAUCACGAAAGAACUUCGUUCAAAAAAUGAACUAUUUGGAAGAUAUAAAGAUCAAAUCUUUUUCACAUGGAAUAAUUCAAAUGAAAAAGAACUUCGUCGAUUUUUACAAACAAUACAAGAUAAAUAUUCAUCUGUUCGAUUUCAACCACGCAUUGGAUCAACUGUACGAUUUUUUAAUGUACACAUCGAUAAUUCGAAAGGUGAAUUAUCCACUCGAAUCUAUCAUCAAUCAAUGACUAAAAAGUAUUCGUUACCCUAUGUAGUGGGUCAUUCCAAACAAGCUCAUAGUGAUUGGCUUCGAUCGGCUUUAAUUCGUGCUGUUUGUUGUUGUUCUUCGGUCGAUGAUUUUCAUCUUGAACUACUUACUCUUGAAUUAGCUUAUCUUAGCAAUGGUUAUUCAUUACGAUUUGUUGAAUCUCAUCUAGAUAAUUUCUUCGAUUAUUUUCAUGCUUCUGAAAUGCGAUAUUUAAAAGAUCAAAUUAUCUAUGAUAAAUUUCAAAAGAAUUGGUUCGACUAUAUGCUUAUGCAAUAUGAACUGACCGAUAAACUUCAACAAUUCAAUGAUAAAGGCCAAUUGAUUCAAUUGCAAUAUCGUUAUGAAUAUGGUCCACGAUGUGAAUUCAAUCAACAAUUUCAUCAGCUUUGGUCCCAGUAUUUUCAUCGGCAUCCAACUUUAUCCAAAGAAAAAGUAAAAGUAUUACUGACAACAAAACAUCAAUAUUCAUUAAAUUCUCUUUUAACCGAAGAGAAAACAAAAUUAUCUUCGUCAAAUAAUAGUAUGUCAACCAAUUCACACCCAUAUGAUCAAGCAAAAUUGAUCGAUAAUUCUUCAACAGAACAAGAAAAUCAUGACUGUAUGCCUCAAUUAUUUAUUCCAUCAUCUCUACCAUCAAAUUAUAGUCUAAGUCAACAGGUGACUCCAACAAAUGAAGAUCUACCAUCUUUAGUUGAUUUUCUAAGUUGCUAUGUUCGACUUACACAAUAUCAGGUCAAUAAUGACAUCGAUGUUAUUAAUGGAAAGGCUGAAGAUGAUCUUCAACUUCAACUAGAAGAAUUGAAAAAAGAAGAAGAAGAAGAAGAAGAACAUCCAAAUACACAAGAAUUAAAAGAAAUCUUAUCGUUAUAUGAUUUAGGUUCAUCUUUGGAUGAUAACCAUCCAAUGAAUAGUAUGAUUAUGACUGUUUUAUCACAGUCUAAAUCAGAAGAAAGUGACACAAAAGAGUAG
Molecule: messenger RNA, 3903 nt
Organism: Rotaria socialis
Lineage: Eukaryota; Metazoa; Rotifera; Eurotatoria; Philodinida; Philodinidae
Source: the annotation of a GenBank genome assembly